AUGUCAUUUUGGGACAACAACAAGGACACCAUCAAAGCCGGUGGUCUGGCCGCCCUUAAGGGGGCAGGUCAUGCAACAGUGGCAGUGUCUAAGUAUGGCUAUCAUGCUGGCAAAACGGCCUACAAAAACAAUAAGAACAAGAAUUCUGGCCAAUCCGGGAAAGAAGACGAAGAAGGUUCCCAAAGUCCUCCUCCUAUCCCACAGGUCAGAGACCCGCAUUCUUUUCCACCGCCGCCAAAACAUGUUGCCGUUGCUGGUCAACCACAGCCUAAUCAUCCGCAAGAGUAUGUCCAGGUGCCCUCCCAGAUGCCCGCCCAGGCCGUGACCUGCGAACAGCCGCAGGCGGCCCAGUAUUCUACUCAAUUCCAGCAGGCGCCUCUCCAGCAGCAGACCGUCUACGUACCUGUUGCACAGCCUGUCCAGCCCGUCCAGCCCGUCCAACAAUACGCUCCUCAGCAGCAAUAUCAGCCAACCGUGGCAUAUCAGCCGUCGGUGCAAUACCAACCCCAGACGCAGACUUGGCCGAACCAGCCGAACCAGCAACAAGCUUUUGUUCAGCCAGUCCAGCCGGCGAUAAUUCAACAACCAACACCGCCAGCUACGGCGCAAGAACCUAUCCAGGCUGUUUCUCAGCAGCCGACGCAGUACGGGUCAUCCCAGCCAAUGGCUCAACCGGUUCCUUUGUCACAGAAUCCCGUCCAGCAGCCCACCCCCCAGCCCGAACCAGCACCAUCACCGCUUCCAGCUCCAGUGCCCACAAGGGACUAUUCCAGACCUGCCAUAAUCUCUCCUCCUCAGAACUCCGCUCCAUACGCUGCUACACCAACGACCUCAACACCGACUAGCGCUUCUGUUGUGAGCCUGCCUUCUGGCCCGGUGGCAUCGGCGCCGGCACCGGCACCAGUACCAGCAGCAACGCCAGUUCCAACACAGGUGUAUCUUCCAGAAGCCCAGGAACCAGUGGCGCCAGAGAAAAAGAACGGUUUGCCCCCUGUCGAGGAGCCCAAGUUCAAGCAGUCGUUGAUGGAGUUCGACAUAUCCAAAUAUGGUCCUCCUCCUCCCAAAGCUCGCUUGACUGAAGAUGAGCAGCGCAAGAUUGAAAAGGAGCGCGAACUCAAGAAAAGACUGCAGAAAAUGAAGGAAGAGUCGCAGCAGCGCGCAAAAAUGAGCGCGCACCAGAACGCAUCGAUGGUUGCAUCAUCAUCCUCAGCGUCGUCGGUCAUGUCUCCUUCCAGCACGGGCACCAGGCCAGAGCUUCCGUCAAGAGUCAAUUCGGAGCCUACAGAACAGCCCAAGAAAUUUGAGCUCCCUGACAUCUCGAAAUUACAGCCUCCACCUCCUGUUCCCAGAAAAGAGAGCCUUGAUAAAACCGUCAAAACUCCGCCAGCACCAUCCACACGGUAUCCAAAGCCGGCUUCAAGAACGGUUCCUACUCCGCCGCCGACUCUUCCUCGCCCAGAAAUUGGCUCAUCGGCCCCGCCUCCACCAUCCAAACCCACACAUCUAUCUGCAAAAUCCAAGCCCCCGGUUCCUAAAAAGCUGUCGAACUCAGAGGUGGCCGAAGCAAUUGGCUCCAAGCAGAAGCCACCCGUUCCUGCAAAGAAGCCUUCUGUGGGAUCUGCGUCUUCAUCCUCCAACCAUAUACAGGAGCUGCAGUCAAAGCUGGCUGGUAUUCAAUUUAAUAAGUGA
Ogataea haglerorum is the source of this 1689-nucleotide messenger RNA. RefSeq lists its product as uncharacterized. Gene Ontology annotation, cellular component: actin cortical patch. The transcript has a single exon. Bases 1 to 1689 code for a protein of 562 amino acids. Gene Ontology annotation, biological process: barbed-end actin filament capping. NCBI's taxonomy places the organism in Eukaryota, Fungi, Ascomycota, Pichiomycetes, Pichiales, Pichiaceae. The record is from RefSeq and is a predicted model, not a curated record.